AUGAAGAAGCAGAAGUCCACCUACACCGCACGUCGAGAGGAAGCUCAGAGACUUCGUCAGGAAGUCAAGCGACUGACGUCGGAGCUGCAAGAGCUCCAAUUCAGCUCACUAUCUCCCGAAGAUGCGGCGUUCCUGGACCCAGCAGUGCAACGUAUUGUGGAGGAAAACCGUCUCUUGACGUCCGUGGCCAAGGGUGAGCAGCUCAAAGUCGCCACAGCGCAGUCGCUGCUCACAGCGAGUCUGGGACCGCAAGAAUCGCAUCCACUGUACACACGGAUCUGCCUGACCAAAGAUUGGAGUGAACGUCAACAAACUCUGAUGGUUGUACGUCAGCAAAAGCUACAUAACGCCUAUGAUUUUUUAAUGGCACCGGGGAGAUUCGAGGAUCCGGAUAAGCCGCACACAUCGGACCACCGCUACGAGACGCCCGAGGGGGAUAUCUGCGCCGUUCAUGCAGAGGUCAUGCAUUUCCCUGGAGUCGAGUCGCUUGAUAAAGUUUGGAGGGCCGUCAUGUUCCACUACAACAACAUCGAGAUUGAUAUCUCGGAGAAAUUGGGCCACACGACUGUGCGAGAUGACUACGACUCAAUCGAAGGAAGUGUGCAUAAUAUUCGCGUUCUGUCGCACUCGGAGAACUGCACGGCCGUUGAAAGCAGCAUCGUCACGUUCUCGCACUUCUUCACUGAGGACGAAGAGUUUGGGGGUCAAACAUGCGGCGUUUUAGCACUUGAUUGUAUUGAUGAGGAUGAAUUGUAUCCUUACUAUCCGGAAAAACGCGUUCGAUUGGACACUUCGGGCGCUAUCGUGUUGACAGCAAACAAGGGUUCGAACGAUGGAGAGCUGGUUGUGACGCUUCGGCGUGCAGCAUUCGUCAAGCUUUACAAUCCGCAGUUCCCAAUCUCAGAAGCCAGACGCCUAGAGCUUCAGACAGGGAUUGGACAGUGGGGAGACGUGCUGAUGAAGGCGAUCCGUAGCUACGUGUACGGAGCUCUAUAA
Phytophthora nicotianae INRA-310 is the source of this 996-nucleotide messenger RNA. RefSeq lists its product as hypothetical. NCBI's taxonomy places the organism in Eukaryota, Oomycota, Peronosporomycetes, Peronosporales, Peronosporaceae. The record is from RefSeq and is a predicted model, not a curated record. The transcript is spliced from 3 exons. Bases 1 to 996 code for a protein of 331 amino acids.